UGCGCAUCGUACGCCUCGACGCUGCCGUUUGAGAGACCCAUCCACACCUGCGAACCUUUGCUUCGCGUCGGCACGGUAAGCAGCGACCAGAUGCGUGUGGCGCACGUUGGCCGCGGUGCACUUGCGAAGCGGUGGACAAGUUCCGCAGUGCGUCCUUCCCGCACCUCCACUCCGCCGUCGGCCGUGGCGAGCCACACGUGGUCAGGGGUUACCGCCAUUGCCACAGCGGGUGACGAGACAGCCAUUACCUUCCCUUCUGGCUUGAGGUUACCCGCGGCCUCCAGCACCGCUGUCAUCUUGUCAAUCUUCCUUUUUUUCCCCUCUGUCUCUCUCUCUCUAUAG
Messenger RNA from Trypanosoma grayi, 342 nucleotides. RefSeq lists its product as hypothetical. The transcript has a single exon. NCBI's taxonomy places the organism in Eukaryota, Euglenozoa, Kinetoplastea, Trypanosomatida, Trypanosomatidae. The annotation marks the transcript as partial. The record is from RefSeq and is a predicted model, not a curated record.